Messenger RNA from Effrenium voratum, 2088 nucleotides. The record is from the annotation of a GenBank genome assembly. Lineage: Eukaryota; Dinophyceae; Suessiales; Symbiodiniaceae.
AUGGAGCUGGACAUCUUCACUGCGGAAGGCUUUGAGGUGUUGGCGAGCUUUGCGCCGCUUGGCUUUUGGACCCACUCGGAAGGCUUGGAAGGCACUAGGCGCUGGUGGCCCAGCGCGGAGCACUACUUCCAAGCGGGGAAGUUCUGGACUUGGGAGCUGCAGGAGCAGAUCCGCCAGGCGCGGGAGCCGGGCAUCGCCAAGCACCUGGGCCGCACUUUGGGCCCCCUGCGCUCGGACUGGGACGAUGUGAAGCGGGCCCGGCUGCACCGAGCCUUGCUGGAGAAGUUGUGGGCGCACUCUGCGGCCCGAGAGGUGCUGCUGAGCAUUCCUGCAGGCACCCGCAUUGUGAACGGCAAUACGGUGGACGUUUUCUUCGGCACUGGGCCGGAUGGGUCCGGGCUGAAUGUCAUGGGCCAAGAGUUGCAGGCAUUGAGGUCUUUCUUUGAAGAGCACCAGCGGCGCUGGGAAGUGCCCGUCGAAGUGGCAGAAAUUGGCGAGCCCUUUGAUCCACGGUCCAUCUUCGUAGAUUUGACAGGGGUGAUGCCAGCAGAGACAACUGCCUUGGUAUCCGAUGUGCUGGGCAUUGACGUAGAAGCGAUUGAAACUGUCGACUUUGUUUACGAUGGAGGCUUUGAAAGGGCUGCAGUCAUGGACUUUCAAGAAGCAAGCGAUAUGGAGUGUUUCCUUGCUCAAAACUUUGAGGAUUGCAAGCUAGAGGUGCGCUUGGUGCAGCAAGCUGUUGUCACACUUUGGAACGCAACAGAGGAUAGCUACCUGGGGCGGGCUGACGUGUGUCAUCUUUGCCAGUCUGCAGCGAAGAUUGAGAGUCGCCUGAGGGAGGUACUUCCUUUGUUGCGGCAUGCGGACUUCAAGCCCAGGAUCACCGUAGCCAUUGAUGGUGAUCCCGAGCAGCCACUCACGAAUUCCAUUCUGCGGCUGGCGUGCGUGGCUGCAGCCAAGGGAGGUGAUGUGUUAAUCAAUGGCUACUAUACUUUGCCCACCAGACACGUGUUUUCACUGGCAGCCCCAGCUGCUGAGUCACCACUUGUCCAUUGUGGCUCUCACACCGAGCUUUCUGCUGUUGAGCUGGCCAGCCGCAUUCGAGGCAUGAUUUGGGGAGCAGCCCUAGGUGAUGCCGUGGGCCUGGCAACAGAGUUCAUGGACAGAUCUGAAGCAGCAAAGGCGUACCCCGAUGGGUGCCUGAGCCCGACAAGCCGCAUUCAGGACAAGCAUCGCAAGCGCUGGUUGCCAGGGGACUGGACAGAUGACACCGACCAAUUGGUCCUUUUGCUGGAUGCCAUCGUUGCAGGGAAGGGGCUUUUCGAUCCCAUGUCUUUCUCAGCCGGCCUGAAGCGCUGGUGUGCUUCGGGCUUUCCAGAGCUUGGCGAUUCUGCAGGCCUGGGAGUGGGGCAGACGGUAAAGUCGGUGUUGGAGCAUGUGGCCUUUGAUGUAGCUCCAGAGGUUGCUGCGGAUGCCAUUUGGAGGCAAAGUGGCUGCUCACUGGCAGCAAACGGAGCUAUCAUGAGAUGCGCAGUGGCAAGCAUUGGUUGCUUUUGGGAUGAUCAGGUUGUGUCAUUCAAUGCAGCUGCCUCAGCUGCUGUCACACAUGCCGACCCAAGAUGCGCCAGCAGCUGCGUCUGCAUUGCCUUGUUGCUGGCUCGUGUGCUGAUGGGCUGCGAAAUGUCCAGCCCGGCCCAGCGUCGUGAGCUGGCAGUUGCGUCCGCACUCCAGUCCGUUGGCUACUUGGCCGGCGGCGACUGGGACGAGCUCCUGCGCCAUGUCAACGUUGAGGCCAGCGGCCUGCGAGGUCUGCAGCUGGGGGGCGGGGGCAUCGGCUACACCUACAAGCCCCUGGGCGCGGCCUGCUGGGCCUUCCAGCACGCUGAAGACUUCCGCGAGGCCGUGCAGGCUAUAGCCAUGGAGGCUGGAGAUGCAGAUUCUAACGCCACGGUGGCGGGAGCGCUGUUGGGGGCACGGCUGGGCUAUUCUGCGCUACCGGCAGUUUGGCUCAGCGAAAUGCUCCCAGCCCAGCGGGACUGGCUGAACGCCAAGAUUGACACCUGCCUAGCAAUGCUGGGACUGUCCUAG